AUGGUGUUAGAAAGGCAAUCGUUAAUUAUAUUUUUAUAAUGAUACCUUUUGUAUGUUUACUUCAAAUACCAGAGUUAGUCUAUAUAACGAUUUUAAACUAUCUAUGUAGGCUACGCCAAUGGAGACAUUUGUACUUACAACACCAUCUGAAGAGACAUUGCCAGUAACUGAAUUUGUUAGUAUGUUCGAAACUUAUCAUGAAUUAGAAUAUGAAGAGGAAUAUAAAGAAGAAGAGAAAGAAGAAGAAGAGAAGGAAUCUGCAAAGCCGGAAUGGUACGAGUACGAAGAGACCACGAAAUUACUUAUUAUAACAUCCACUUCUAUGUCGUGGUAUAUAAUCACAACUGCACCAAUUACAACAAUUACAAGAACAACAUUUACGACAGCAAGUACAACAGAAACAACUAUGAUAACUUCAGAAUUUACCACGAUGUUAAAGCUUACAACUACGAAAUUACCUACCACUAAAAUUAUUCCUACCGAAAGUACAGUCAUUACUACGGAAAGUGUACGGCUCACUACUGAGAGGCCUAUCACCGAGAAUACUACUACUGCGCUUGAGAUCACUACCAGGUUACUUUUACCAGUUACUACAAAGAGUACAGCUACAGAAAUUUUACCAAUUACAACUAAGGGUGUUACUACAGAAACACUUCCAACAGCGACUGAUAGUAUCACCGCAAUUUAUCUAACCACAACAUCAAUAAAAACAACAACUAUACCUAUCACAACACUACAAAUCAUUACAAGAUUACCCACUCCUGAACCUGAAACGACAUUCCAUGUUUUAGUUGAAAUCACAACGCCAUUUACUAAAAUUACAAAUGUUACAACCCCAUAUAUUACUACGGAAAGUACUACAACUAAAUCUACUAUUGUAACGGUAGAGACAACGCCUGUCGUUGUAACAACUGUAAUAACCGCUCCUCCAUCAACUGUUCCUGCAAUUAGAUUGCCUACUACUCAAGUUACAAAUAUUACCACAGAAACACAAUAUACCACAACUGAAAGUAUCACAGUUAAAAUUCCUGUAACAGCAACAACACUACCAACCACCGUAACGGCCGUAAAAACCGAAACCACCUCCUCUAUUACGAUACAGUUUGCGUUUCCUACGAUCGAAGUAAUCAACAUUACUACGAAAACACCAUUCAUCACUACUGAAACACCAUCAAUAACAAUAACAAAACUGAUUCCAAUUCCCGUCACUAUUGAGACAACUAAAACAACAUUUGCUGUGAAAGUAGAAAUUACCUCGCCUGCAGUAGAAGUCACGAAUGUUACCACAGAGGCCGUACCCACUACCACUGAAACACUGAUAGUGAAAACAACUGAAACGAUUCCAGUUCCUAUCACUACAUCGACAACUGAAACAACAUUUAUUGUUGAAGUUGAAAUUACCUCGCCUACAGUCCGAAUCACAAAUGUUUCCACAGAGGCCGUGACCACUACUACUGAAAUACCGGUGGUGAUGACAACUGAAGCAAUUCCAAUUCUUGUUACUACAGAGACAACUGAAACAACAUUUGCUGUUGAAGUUGAAAUUACCUCCCCUAUAGCCGAAGUCACAAAUGUCACCACAGAGACACUGCUCACUACCACUGAAAGAGCUGUGGUGACAACAACUGAAGCGAUUCCAAUUCCUAUUACUACCGUGACAACUGAAACGACACCAAUUCCUAUUACUACCGCGACAACUGAAACGAGUCCAAUUCCUAUUACUACCGCGACAACUGAAACAACAUUUGCUGGUGAAGUUGAAAUUACGUCGCCUACAGUCGAAGUAACAAAUGUCACCACAGAGACCCUGCCCAUUACGACUGAAACACCGCUGCUGACAACAACUGAAGCAAUUCCAAUUCCUAUCACUACAGAGACAACUGAAACAACAUUGGCUGUUGAAGUGGAAAUUACUUCGCCUACAGUCGAAGUCACAAAUGUCACCACAGAGACCGUACCCACUACCACUGAAACACGUGUGGUGACAACAACUGAAACGACUCCCAUUCCUGUUACUACCGCGACAACUGAAACAACAUUUGCUGUUGAAGUUGAAAUUACCUCCCCUAUAGCCGAAGUCACAAAUGUCACCACAGAGACACUGCUCACUACCACUGAAAGAGCUGUGGUGACAACAACUGAAACGAUUCCAAUUCCUCUCACUACAGAGACAACUGAAAUAACAUUUGCUGUCGAAGUUGAAAUUACAUCGCCUACAGUCGAAGUAACAAAUGUCACCACAGAGACCCUGCCCAUUACGACUGAAACACCGCUGCUGACAACAACUGAAGCAAUUCCAAUUCCUAUCACUGCAGAAACAACUGAAACAACAUUGGCUGUUGAAGUGGAAAUUACGUCGCCUACAGUCGAAGUAACAAAUGUCACCACAGAGACCGUACCCACUACCACUGAAACACGUGUGGUGACAACAACUGAAACGACUCCCAUUCCUGUUACUACCGCGACAACUGAAACAACAUUUGCUGUCGAAGUCGAAAUUACAUCGCCUACAGUCGAAGUAACAAAUGUCACCACAGAGGCCGUACCCACUACCACUGAAACACGUGUGGUGACAACAACUGAAACGACUCCCAUUCCUGUUACUACCGCGACAACUGAAACAACAUUUGCUGUUGAAGUGGAAAUUACGUCUCCUACAGUCGAAGUAACAAAUGUCACCAGAGAGACCGUACCCACUACCACUGAAACACGUGUUGUGACAACAACUGAAACGAUUCCCAUUCCUGUUACUACCGCGACAACUGAAACAACAUUUGCUGUUGAAGUUGAAAUUACCUCCCCUAUAGCCGAAGUCACAAAUGUCACCACAGAGACACUGCUCACUACCACUGAAAGAGCUGUGGUGACAACAACUGAAACGAUUCCAGUUCCUGUCACUACGGAGACAACUGAAUCAACUUUUGCUAUCGAAAUUGAAAUUACGUCGCCUACAGUCGAAGUCACAAAUGUUACCACAGAGACCCUGCCCACUACUACUGAAACAGCUGUGGUGACAGCAACUGAAACGAUUCCAAUUCCUGUCACUACGGAGACAACUGAAUCAACUUUUGCUGUCGAAAUUGAAAUUACAUCGCCUACAGUCGAAGUUACAAAUGUCACCACAGAGACCCCGCCCGUUAUCACUGAAACACCGAUGUUGACGACAACAGAAGCAAUUCCAAUUCCUGUCACUACGGAGACAACUGAAUCAACUUUUGCUGUCGAAAUUGAAAUUACAUCGCCUACAGUCGAAGUUACAAAUGUCACCACAGAGACCCCGCCCGUUACCACUGAAUCGCCGAUACUGACGACAACUGAAACGAUUCCAAUUUCUAUCACUACGGAGACAACUGAAACAUUUGCUGUUGAAGUUGAAACUACCUCCCCUAUAGUCGAAGUCACAAAUGUCACCACAGAGACCCCGCCCGUUACCACUGAAACGCCGAUGCUGACGACAACUGAAACGAUUCCAAUUCCUGUCAGUACCGAGACAAUUGAAACAACAUUUGCUGUUAAAGUUGAAAUUACCUCCCCUAUAGUCGAAGUCACAAAUGUUACCACAGAGACCCUGCCCACUACCACUGAAACAGCUGUGGUGACAACAACUGAAAUGAUUCCAAUUCCUGUUACUACGGAGACAACUGAAUCAACUUUUGCUGUCGAAGUUGAAAUUACAUCGCCUACAGUCGAAGUUACAAAUGUCACCACAGAGACCCCGCCCGUUAUCACUGAAACACCGAUGUUGACGACAACAGAAGCAAUUCCAAUUCUUGUUACUACAGAGACAACUGAAACAACAUUUGCUGUUGAAGUUGAAAUUACGUCGCUUACAGUCGAAGUCACAAAUGUUACCACAGAGACCCUGCCCACUACUACUGAAACAGCUGUGGUGACAGCAACUGAAACGAUUCCAAUUCCUGUCACUACGGAGACAACUGAAUCAACUUUUGCUGUCGAAAUUGAAAUUACAUCGCCUACAGUCGAAGUUACAAAUGUCACCACAGAGACCCCGCCCGUUAUCACUGAAACACCAAUGUUGACGACAACAGAAGCAAUUCCAAUUCCUGUUACUACGGAGACAACUGAAUCAACUUUUGCUAUCGAAAUUGAAAUUACAUCGCCUACAGUCGAAGUUACAAAUGUCACCACAGAAACCCCGCCCGUUACCACUGAAUCGCCGAUACUGACGACAACUGAAACGAUUCCAAUUUCUAUCACUACGGAGACAACUGAAACAUUUGCUGUUGAAGUUGAAACUACCUCCCCUAUAGUCGAAGUCACAAAUGUCACCACAGAGACCCCGCCCGUUACCACUGAAACGCCGAUGCUGACGACAACUGAAACGAUUCCAAUUCCUGUCAGUACCGAGACAAUUGAAACAACAUUUGCUGUUGAAGUUGAAAUUACCUCCCCUAUAGUCGAAGUCACAAAUGUUACCACAGAGACCCUGCCCACUACCACUGAAACAGCUGUGGUGACAACAACUGAAAUGAUUCCAAUUCCUGUUACUACGGAGACAACUGAAUCAACUUUUGCUGUCGAAGUUGAAAUUACAUCGCCUACAGUCGAAGUUACAAAUGUCACCACAGAGACCCCGCCCGUUACCACUGAAACGCCGAUGCUGACGACAUCUGAAACGAUUCCAAUUCCUGUCAGUACCGAGACAACUGAAACAACAUUUGCUGUUGAAGUUGAAAUUACCUCCCCUAUAGUCGAAGUCACAAAUGUUACCACAGAGACCCUGCCCACUACCACUGAAACACUUGUGGUGACAACAACUGAAAUGAUUCCAAUUCCUGUUACUACGGAGACAACUGAAUCAACUUUUGCUGUCGAAGUUGAAAUUACAUCGCCUACAGUCGAAGUUACAAAUGUCACCACAGAGACCCCGCCCGUUAUCACUGAAACACCGAUGUUGACGACAACAGAAGCAAUUCCAAUUCUUGUUACUACAGAGACAACUGAAACAACAUUUGCUGUUGAAGUUGAAGUUACAUCGCCUACAGUCGAAGUCACAAAUGUCACCACAGAGACCCCGCCCGUUACCACUGAAUCGCCGAUACUGACGACAACUGAAACAAUUCUAAUUCCUGUCACUACGGAGACAACUGAAUCAACUUUUGCUGUUGAAGUUGAAAUAACGUCGCCUACAGUCGAAGUAACAAAUGUCACCACAAAGACCCUGCCCACUACCACUGAAACACUUGUGGUGACAACAAUUGAAGCGAUUCCAAUUCUUGUCACUACCGAGAGAACUAUUGCAGUAAAAUAUCCUGUUACAACCGAAGUACCCACACUUGUAGAAUUAACAGAGACCUUAUCACCGAUAACGGGUCAUUGGGAAGUUAAUAUCACUAGCCCUUAUGUAAAUGAAACAAUCGUAAUUUUGACAACUGAGUUGGCCGUAGUAACAGCUGAAACGACUGAAUUUACUACAACAACAAUCGUGUCCCCUAUCAUUACAACGACAGAAGAAGAAAUAUAUGAAGUAUAUGAAGAAACAGUUCCUAAAGAAGAAUACAAAGAAGAGGAGGAAGAUCCGCCUUGGUACGACUAUGUAGAAGAAAAUAUAACAACGACGACUCCAAAAAUUGAAACACCUACGAAAGAAAUUAUACGAAUAGAAGUUACAAUUAUCAAAGAUGAACUAAAUAUUACAACUCCCUUUGUGACUAUACCUGAAAUAGUAUCUACUACUUUAACUCCAUUAUUUAUUGAGGAAACAACAUUGAAAAGUCCAGCUAUUGAAACAACGACAGAAAAAUCCAUUGAGAUAGAAAUAACUGAAAAGUCUAAUAUCACUACUUUGAAGUAUACGCUGCCUCCAACUUUGAAAUUCACUACGGAAUACUUACCAAUCGAUUAUUUGGAAGAAAAUAUUACAAGACCGGCAAAAGUUACAACACUCUUACCCAUAACUUCUACAACGAUAUCGAAUAUUACUAAAGAAAAAGUUAGCAAGCUACCUAUUUCUCCUGAAUUUACAACACCUAUAGUGACACGCACGACGAAUCAGGAACAAAAGAAAGAACGUCAAGAGGAGAAGAAAGAAGAGUUAAUAAAAGAACUGAAAGAAUUAGAACAAACUGCGGAAAUAAUUAUAGAUAGAGAGAAGGAGCUGGAUAGAGCAGAGAAAGAAUGGGAAAUGGAUAAGGCAAGACGAAUGCACGAAAUCUUCCAGAAGGAAAAAGAAAUGAAAACCGCUUAUGAAACCAAGUCUUCCUUAAAAACAGGAACUGAACGUGUCACUGGAGAACCUCCAGUUUUACCCAAAGCAACGCCUUCGGUUAAUGUUACGGUCCCCCAAACUGAUGCUGUUCCAAUGAAACCAGAAAUGACAAUACAUCCUGCAAUGACGACAAAAGAUGAACUCGAGGCAGAAGUUGAAGACUUGGAGAAGAAAUAUUCUGAAAAAGAGAAAUGGCUGGAGAUGCGAGAGAAGGAAUUAUUAGAAAGAGAAAAGAAGUUUCAGAAGGAGAAAGAAGAAUUCGAGAAGAAACUAAAGGAAAUGGAGGAGAAAUUAGCGAGAGGGGAAGAAAUUUCAUUGACCACGGAGCCCUAUUAUGAAGAACCAAUGCGUACGACGCCAUCUUUCUCGCAGGUACCACCUACAGAGAAAACGACAAUUGAAAUUCGGGAAACAACAGUAGCAGAAGCUAUAAAGGAGACUAGUGUGAGAAAAAUCGUGACACAGUCUGAUGAGGAGGAAGAGGAAGAAGAAGAACACGAAGAACGGGUGAAAGUAAAAGAUACAACGAAGAUAUGUUUGAAUGUUUUAAAGUCAAAACCUUUGGAAGAACAAGCUGAAGGUUUAGUGACGGGAAAACUUUGCUUACCGUUCAGUUCAGAUAAAUUGGCGUCCAAAGAGCAGAAAACAAAGAUCAGUGGACUGCACCUUAAAGAACACGAAUGGACUGAAAGUGCAUUUACGAAGGGACAUGAAGAAUCGCGGACAGAAUUCGAGAAGGAGGAGAAUCGAUUUAAACGAAACAUUCCUCAGAGUGAGAACGUUUGUCCUGAAUUUCAGAUUAAUCAAUUUACUAAUGGAAAUGAAGAUAUAAAGACGCAGAUUGAGCAGCCAUUUUCCAAAUAUGGAAAUCAUAGCUUUCGGCUUACGAAUAUUUUCAUGAUCACCGAAGCGUCAAAGACUACUGAGAAGAGUUAUUGGAAAAUUAGUAGUACCAGAUAUAAGGUUAGAUCUAUGUUGCAAAUUAUUGAAGUUGAAGAUGAAGAGAAUGAGGAGGACGAUGAAAUAAUUGUGAAAAGAGAUGAAACAGGUGUUGAAAAUUGUUAUUACGAGGAUCAAGUCGAAAGAAAUCCGAGACAAGACGAAAGCACUUUCCCAGGUACAACGGAAAGUACAGAUGAUGAAAUCGAAGAGGAGGCCGUAAAAUCCGAGAUUGAAUCGAGCGAAGAUAAUUCGUUCAAGAAUGAUGCAGAUAGAAAAACAGAAUCUGUUCCGGAGAAGGAAACGUAUAGUAACGAAGAUGAAGUGGAGGAAGUAACUGAAAGCCAACGUAUUAAGGAAAAACCAAGCGAAAGAAAGUACAAAGAUAAAGAUAAAGAAACAGACGGUAAAGGUAAAGAAAAAUCGAGACAGACACCUGGUCCGGAAUGGCCAACGGAAGCUUUAACCGCUUAUCACGUAGGUGGUACUAGAAUCUGGAUGCUAGAGUAUCCAGAACGCGAAUUUUCGGAAUUGAAGGAAGGCGAGCAAGAUGUGAAAAACGUCGGAGAACGACCACUCGAGGCAACGACUUGCUACUAUGUUAUUCUUGAGGACGAGGAGGGCAGUCUCGAAAAUCCCGAGAAAGAUUACGAUAAAGAAAAUAGCUUUGAAUCAUCCUUGAAAGAAUAUAUUCCAAAUGCAAACGACCCACAGCCCAGGUACAGAUAAAUCCUGACGCAAAAAAUCAGCUAAGAAAGAUACAUAAAUAUCACGAUAAAAAUUCUACUGUUAUGAAAAAAGUGAAGAAUUAUCAUUUUUUAACUAUAAUACUUCAUUCUCGAUAAAAUACAUACAGUGACUCACAAAAAUAUUUGAUUAGCAACAUAAUAUGUUGAGAGCAAGUUUCUAUAAGUGUUUAGAUACUUUCAUGUGCCACUGUACAUAGUAUGUAUUUUUCAGAAGCACCAAAAAGGAAUAACGAAAAAGCAUAAAUCAGUAAAAUAGCAGUAAGAUGUAGCACGUAAUGCUAACAAGUUGUAAAAUUUGUAUAUAUGUAUAUAUAUGUAAAAGAGUAUAUUAAUAAAUUUAAUUAGAAAUUCAUUUUAA
This is a messenger RNA of Bombus pascuorum, 8275 nucleotides long. RefSeq names its product mucin-2-like. The coding region runs from base 119 to 7897 and encodes 2592 amino acids. NCBI's taxonomy places the organism in Eukaryota, Metazoa, Arthropoda, Insecta, Hymenoptera, Apidae. The transcript has 3 exons. The record is from RefSeq and is a predicted model, not a curated record.